Acipenser ruthenus (sterlet) is the source of this 2863-nucleotide messenger RNA. Its product is annotated as popeye domain-containing 2-like. NCBI's taxonomy places the organism in Eukaryota, Metazoa, Chordata, Actinopteri, Acipenseriformes, Acipenseridae. The record is from RefSeq and is a predicted model, not a curated record. The coding region runs from base 401 to 1480 and encodes 359 amino acids. Gene Ontology annotation, molecular function: cAMP binding. Gene Ontology annotation, cellular component: sarcolemma. The transcript has 4 exons.
UUAAACACUGUGAAGAACAAGAAAGAGGGAGAGAGAGGGAGUGAGAAGGAGGGAGAGGGAGGGUAAGAGUGAAAGAGAAAGAAACAAACGGAGAAACCUCAAUUAGAUUCCGAAGUCUUUCCGGUGGCUAAUUAAGUCAGUCGUGUUUUCUUUUUAAAUUUGAUUUGAAACUCAGCAGCACAAAUACUGAGUCCUUGUCAGCACCUAGGAAAGGGAGCAAACCUUUAAUCAUUUUUUUUAACAUAAACCUUUGUAUUUUUUUGCAGAAGAAAACCUGAUCUUUCUUUGUGUCCAAAAUAUAAUAUAACUACUUUUUUAAUAUUUGCAGAGAAAACUUUUACUUUCCUAAGUGGAUUUAAAUUUUUUUAAGCUUGGUUUUGGGAUUUUGAAACAAGGAGAGAUGUGGAAAGACAACUUAACGGUGUUUGAGACCAUGAUGUAUGGGCAUUCCCUGUGCACAGAGUGGAACAAUGGCACAGAAGGUGCAAUAUACCAGUUGGGGAACAUCAUCUUCAUACUGGGCUACAUGGGGGGCAGCGGGGUCUUUGGUACCAUUUACAUCUACAGCCUGCUGGCUCCUGGCUUCUUGUGCUAUGCCUUGUGGGGCUGGUUGGAGGCUUGUGGGGUGGACAUUUUCUCCUGGAGUCUCUUCCUGCUGCUCCUGUGUCUCCUGCAGUUGGUUCACCUGGUCUACCGGCUGCGUAAGGACAUCUUUGAGGAGGAGUUUGACAGCCUUUACAAGUGCAUCUACCUGCCUCUAGAGGUGCCUGUCCCUGUCUUCAAGGAGAUUGUGAAGGGUUGUGAAAACCAGGCCCUGUCCCUGGCAAAGGACCAGAACUACGCUGUGGAAGGGAAGACCCCUAUCGACAGGCUCUCCUUCCUUCUCUCGGGGAGGAUCCGGGUUUCCUUGGAUGGCCAGUUUCUCCACUAUAUUUUCCCAUACCAGUUUAUUGACUCUCCAGAGUGGGAGUCUCUGCGACCCACAGAAGAGGGGAUUUUCCAGGUGACCUUGACAGCAGAGACAGACUGUCGCUACAUAACCUGGAGGAGACGAAAACUCUACCUCCUACUGUCCAGAGAGAGAUACAUUGCUCGCCUUUUCUCGGUCAUGCUGGGGAAUGACAUCACUGACAAGCUCUAUUCCCUCAAUGACAAGCUAUUUGUCAAGAGUGGCAUCCGCUUUGACAUUCGCCUGCCCAGCCUCUACCAUGUCCUGGCCCCUUCCACUAGCGAAACAGAUUGUGAGAAGGGCCACGAGCAAGGAGAUGCCAUCACGCCAGACGAACAAAUGACACCGCCACUGUCUGCGUCCAGAAAGGCUGCCGCUCCCCUGCCUCAUUCUAGCAAUCUUUCCCGGGACCACUGGCCGACAGACACUGAGCUGCCCGGUGAGGAUUCUUCCAGUCUGAUAUUGGAUGACUUUGCAGAUAUGACGGGAUCCUUUAUGGAAUAUGGGAGUGAAAGAGAUUAUUUGAAAUAGGGGUUUUAUAGGAGCUAACACUAUGACCAGUUAUUAAGUCACAUCUGGUGAAACCCCACCAGGAAGCUUUCCAAAGCGUUUUCAGAGAAGACGGGCACCUCUGGCUCCCACUGAAACCCCGGAGCUCUGAGACCCACCAACCCGACCAAGACACACAGAUGGACGUCUGCUGUUACUGAGGGCAAAAUAGUUGCACAACUUCACAAUUCAUGUCCACAGAACCUCAACAACAAUGAGCUUUAACUGCACCCCUGCACAGUUGUCCCUCAUUCUUUGAUUUGAUUUACUUGAAGAACUAAAAAAAUGGCACAAGUAUAUAACAUUAAAUGAAUCAUUAAACACCUGCUAGUAGUUAUUUAUUUCAGAAUAAAAGUGUACAAUAUUAAGGCCACGAAAACUGCUUAUUGUUAUAAUGUUUAUGUACUCUUCAGCUAAAUUUGGCACUGACCGUUUCAGGGGAACCAUAUUAAGGUUUAUAUCUGCUGUUUUUUGUUUUCCUUUUAAGAUUUCUACUAAAGGACACUCAAGAAUGUUUUGCUUUAUUAUAGAACUAUUAAUAGAUAUUCCAAUUUGUUUUAACCAAAGGAGAGUUCUUUAUAUAUGGGGGAUGGGGGGUAAAGUAGGUGGGACUGGGACACAAAGACGAUCAAGUAACGUAGACUUAAGGUCACACAAUGAAAGUGGCUUGAAGGUUCAAACAUCUUGGCUGUUGACCAUCAAUUGGAAACAGCUACCAUAUAAGAAAACUUGUAAGAAUGUCAUUUUGUCAUAGAACACAAGCUUAGUCAGGCCCUUUAUGUAUUGAACAGCCCCAACAACCUCACAUUUUUUGUUAAAUAACCCAAAAGGCAAUACCUAUUAUUGAAAAAUAUAUUAAUGUAUUUCUAAAAUAAAACUGUUAAUGUUCCACAGCUAGUAACUCACAACUUAGGCACACUUUUGAGUGUUUAAUAUAAUCCUUAUUUUUUUUGUAAUAUUUUAGUUUGAGUUGACUUUCACCAAAACUAGCAUUUUGUCAUAAAUGAUAUAUCUGGCCAUAUUUAUAUGUGAUAUCAUGUGUCUACACUAGCUAUUUACUGUUUUUUCAAAUAAAGGAAUACAAUCAUAUAUUAUUUUAGAUUAAUAAUUCCAGACCUAUCUUCUUCCAUAUUUGUUUUAGGGAGAUUACAGCAAAUUUUAGGGCAAAAGUUCUGGUGUAGAAGCAACACAUAUUAAUUAAUAAACUAACACUACAUACUGACAUCUGAUUAAAUGCCACAACAAGGUUUACAGUAUGUGCACCACAGAACCACUGCUCACCAUAGCAACGUUUUCUGGGUUAUGUCAUACAGCUGCAGGUUUUCUAGGAGACUUGGUUUUAAAGCAAUAAACACAUUACUUUCA